Messenger RNA from Morone saxatilis (striped sea-bass), 4275 nucleotides. RefSeq names its product coiled-coil domain-containing protein 112. The transcript is spliced from 14 exons. Bases 2567 to 4060 code for a protein of 497 amino acids. The record is from RefSeq and is a predicted model, not a curated record. Lineage: Eukaryota; Metazoa; Chordata; Actinopteri; Moronidae.
CCUGUACCGGCUAUUCUACGUCAGACUCCUCCGGUCAAGGAUUCAUGGCUUCAGCUCAAGUUUUAAUACGAAUGUGAAAGCUCAGGAAUGCUAAAUGUCAAGUUUUAGUCUUUUUAUUGCAAGAGAAGAUUUGAGGGAAACACUCUGACCGAGAGAAAGUGUCAAAAAGAACCAAAUUAAUUGUUUGUUUAAAGCAAAAAACUCAAGGUCCGCUUGGCUACUAGCUUUUCCCAGAGCUUUAUUCUGUAUCUUAAGAUCUUCCUCCUCCAGGGAUAGAGUUUACUCAGCUGUCAUCACAUGAUCGGAAUUUUCUCACGUGCAGCGGUUGGAAAGUAAGUAUUAUAUUCAGUCACACAAGUAUUGUAUUUUACUUGAGCAUUUAUUACUUUCUUCUGGUUUAUACUUAUACUCCACUACAUCUAUUUAACAGCUUUAGCUACUUUGCAGAUCCUGAUUAUUAAUACAAAAUAUUAUCAAGAACUAUCAUUAUAGAUUAUUAUAUGUAAUUAUUAUAUGUUAUAGAAGCUACCCAGGAGUAUACAAAGUAGUUUAAAUUAUGCAAUAAUAUAAUGUAAUAUAUAUUCUGAAAUGUUCUGUAGGCUAAGUAUUUGUUACUUAUGUUGAUAAUUAAAAUAUUUCUAUUUUUAAGUAAAAGUUGAGUAAAAGAGCUGAGUGGUUGUGAGACAUAAGUCAUAGGACCACCUGUUAACUAAGAUCAUGUGAUGACAAUCGAGCCGUCGCCAUGGCAACUGAGAAUACUCUAUCCUGCAAAGGAGGACUGCGAGAGAUGCAGUUGAAAGGUCGUACUAGGUGGACCUUGAGUUAUAAGAGUCUUUUGUUUCUUUAGUUAUCAGGGAGAAAAAAUCUGCGAGAUCUUCCUUUAAAAAGAAGUAGUCUAUUUUAGAGCUGACCUAAAUAUUAUGUCUCUCUGGCAUCCACAUUUUUUUACCCAAAUAUACCCUGUCUGGAAAUCCCCUACUUUAUACCAGCUAUGUUUUGGUCUGAUUUGUUAUGCCAACCAGUUGAAGGUUCAUCUGAUUGUCUCAUUUAUCAAAUUAAGUGUGUCCCCUCGGCCGACGAUGAAGACAGGAAAUUGUAACUCUCUUAAGGAGAGUGGUUGCUAUUUAUGUUUCGAUGACAACUCUGCCUCUGCACCCAAGGGAGAGACCAUCCCCAAUAUCUGCACUUAAUAAUGGAUUCAGGUUUCUAUUUAUACUCCCUCUCACUCUCUCUUUUGCUCUCCUCUUUUCUCUCUGACUGUCACUUGGCCAGCUCUCAUAAUAAUUAUAGCUGUUGGCCAUCAUAAAAAAAAAAAAGACUGUUACAGAAAUAACCAAGGCCUCUGCAGAUAGGCAGUUAUUUGAGGGAGUGAGAUGCGUGGGUAACUCUAACCAUCCAGUUGUAGCAGGGUAGACUCAGAUGUUUCUGUACCUCAGGAACUGGGCUACAGAAAGUAUAUCAAAUGUUGCCUUCAAGUUGAAAAGUUUUGCAGUCGGGAGGUUACAUUGAGUCAUUGAAAACGUACAGAUAGUGGGUCAUUUAUAGGCUGAUUCCAGUAUUUUUAGACCCAUUCAGUCCGAUAUUUUAAGUAUUACUGAAAGCCUGAGCCAUUAAACCGCCUGUUUAUUUGGUAGGGAAAGAUUGUGCACACAAACAUUUUGGUUACGGUUAAGCACUCUGGUUAAUGUAAGUCUGUCGUCAUGGUUACAGUCUCCUGGUUACAUUAGGUUUGUCUCCCAUCAUCGUGCCUGAUGAUCAGGCCCUAAUGGGAGCUAAUAUGUUCCAGUCUGGUCCAGUCUUUCAGGCUAAUAUAAUCUAGGAAUGAUAAGCAGCGUCCUCUGCUGGUGUGAAUCACCAACUACAGGAGGACUUGACUUUGAAGUUUGGUCAUUUUUCUCUAUGUUAAGAUUUUAACAUUCAGAAGUCAGUGUUACUUUACAUUCAUUGUGAAAAAGUGUCAGAUAAAUGUGAGACUAACCUUUAAGGGAUCUGUUGAAUGUGUGAUGAUGGGGGUAGAAAGAAAACAGUCAAAGGAAGAGGUGGCAGACAAACAACUACAGUGGUUCAAAGGGCUUUAUUCAAAUAUUUAAACAAAACAGGUUUAAUAUCCAGAAUAUAACUUCUUUAUACACACUAAAAAGUAAUUCAGUGUCACCACUUAAAUAAAUGCGUGGUUGCAAAAUAAAACUUCAAAUUUAUUGAUUCAGAUAAACCUUACUUUCAAACAUUAUGUUGAUGAGUUGUGUUGACAUAAACAAUGUGGAAACACUAGUUGGAACAAGUUAAUUUUUAUGAGAAGCCUAAUGAACUUAAAAACUUAAUUUAAUUUAAGUAAAUGGUUAUUAAAAAUACCUUUGUAGACUAUAACUCAAUGCAGUACAUUUGUUAUUUGUUGUUGAGCCAAAACAAUAUUUUAUGCACACUGUUAAUGGUUUCAGAGUGUAAAGUCAUGAUGUUACACACUCUGGUACAGUAGGUGGCGGUAUUCACCUUCAUCGUUGCUUUGCAGACAGCAAAACGGAGGAAGAGGAAGAAGAAAAAGUUUUGUUUACAGAUUCACUCAAACAUGGCCACCCUAGCAACCACUCAGUGCUCGGAAGAGGGAGACUCUCUCGUCCAGCAUCCCUGCACAUCAUCCCCGGGCAGCAGUGAUCAUGUGGAUGACAGACUGGCCAGACAGAAAGCUGCACAGUUUGUCAGGGAGGCUGAGAAGAACAGGAGGCAGAUUGAAAAGUUGGAGAAAGAGAGGACGCUGAGUGUUCAUUGCAGAAAGAAUGGCUGGAUAGAUGUGACAGGAGAACUGGAAGAGAAUGAGAAAGGGCUGGAGGAAGAAAGAAAUGCUGAAAAGAUGAAUCUUCAAAAGCAGCUUGUGAAGAUUCAUAAUGGUGUCCGGAAAUUUCAGAGGCAGCUGAUAGAUGUGAAGCCAACUCCUGAGUUGAUUGAAAGACUGAAAGAAAUAAUGUCAGAGGUGGAAAUCUCAAUUAACACCCUAAAGGAGGAACAGCGGUCAUGCUUUGAGGAACUUCUGAAGGAGGAGAGGGCAUGCAGACAGGAGAUCACUGCUUAUGAGAAGAAGAUUGAAAACUGGAACCUCGUUGUCAAAUCAGACCCCAAACUACCCACAGCUCCCACUGUCAAGACCAAACCUCCAGACAGAGACCUCCCUGCAGAGGUCAGAGCACUGGAGGCUUUCCUGCAGAAGACGGGAGGCCUUUAUGGUGGCUGGGACCAAUAUGACCACCAAACCUUCCUUAAAGUCUGGACAAAGCACCGUGGGCAAUCAUCUUACAGGAAGGAAGCCAAACUGUAUCUGCCUGGUAAAACACUGGAGGAUGUAGAGCAACAUGAGGACUGGCAUCAGGAGCUGAUUUACCUACAAGAUAGAAAGAGAGAGGCUAUUCAGCGAUGGAAAGCCAGCAGGCACCAGGAACGCCAGAUCAGGAUACAGAGUCAGGAGGAUGCGGAGGAGGUGGGAAAGAGAGAGAAGGAGGCCAAGAGCCAGGCCCGCCAACACAGGACUGAAGAGGAGAAGAGGGAGGCGGCCCGCCGACUAGAGGAGUGGAGGGAGGAGAAGAGAAGGCUUGAGGAACAGGAAAAGAAGCAGAGACUGGCUGAGGAGAUACAAAAGAGGAGACGGGAAAAGGAAGAGCGUCGCCGCCAGCUGGAAGUGAAGCUGACCAUUGAGGAGCAGCUACGGCUGCGGAGAGAGCAGGAGGAGCAGGAAAGGAGGAGAAGCAUAGAGGACGAAGAGAGGGAGAUGGAGGAAAGGAGAAAGGAGGCAGCAAAGGGCAUCAAACGCUUUAAUGAAAGGGAUCUUCACAAGGUGGAGGCAAAGCUUCAGGAGAAACAGCUGAGGGAAAAAGAGGAAGAUGAAAAACAGAGGAGAAUUGCUGCAAAGUUAAAGGAGAAGGGGGAUGGUCACAUCAGUAGAGACCCCUCCAGGCUUACACGGCCCACUAAGGGAUGGGAGGAGCGAAUGAAACACAUUGGACCUUCAGGAGGAGGGCCACUGCUACAGAUGUUUCACAGAGCUGUUCCCACUUGGAGACAAGGCCUGUGAUGAGCAACAAUGGAAGCCAACUGAACAGUCCUGACAUGAUUAAAAUUAAAAUGUACACAAUGGGACCUCAACCAGAUUUUAUUUGACUACUGUGUGCUGUUGUUGUGAGGUUUUGUACAAUCUAUGGAUUAAAUUAAAUUUUUAUAAAAUCGUUAUUUUAAAUGAAAAAAAAACUGUAUCAUUACAUUACAGUUGUGUAAUUUCAAACUUCUUGU